AUGAGUGGCUAUCCUCCGUACGGAAAUCAAGGUGGUGGUUAUCCACCUCAAUAUGGUGGAGGUAAUAGUGGCUAUCCGAAUUAUCCACAAGAUAAUAGUUUUCAACAACAACCACCAAUGCCUGGCUAUAACGAUAGUCAAUCAUGUGCUUCUCUCUAUGGUACCACCGCUGCUCCUUCCAAUAAUAUGAAUUAUCCACCAGCACCCUAUGAUUCCUAUGGUGGAAAUCAAAUGUCGAAUCCAUCGUAUGGUAUGGGAGGUGGAAAUAAUUAUCCACCACCACCUGGAGGACAACCACCUCCAUCAAUGUAUGGUCAACCUCCACAACAAUUUGGAGGAUAUGGUAAUUCACAGUAUCAACAGCCUUACCCUCAACAACCUCCACCACCGCAGCAGUUUGGAGGAUAUGGCAAUGCACCAGUUCAACCGGCUUAUCCUCAACAACCUGGACCACCUCCGCCAGGUGGAAUGUAUCCAAACAUACCAGGACCAUCUGACUUUGGUCAAGGAGGAAUGCCACCUUUUUCAUAUCAACAACCUGGACCACCCCCACAAGAGCAACAAUCGGUCUUUCUUGCUAGUUUAGAAAAUUACCAAGGAACAGUUUUUCCAUUUCCAACAUUUAAUGCUGAAGCUGACUGUCAAGGACUUCGCCAUGCUAUGCAAGGAGCAGGUACUAAUGAACGCGUUCUUAUUGAUGUUGUUGCGAAUCGAUCAAACUUUCAACGUCAACAUAUAAAACUUACCUACAAAACGAUGUUUGGCACUGAUUUAGUUAAACAACUCGGUGGCGAAUUAAGUGGUGAGUUCAAAGAAGUUAUCAGUGCUUUAUUUGAUGCACCUGCCACUUAUGAAGCAUGGUCAUUACAUAAAGCUAUGAGUUCUGGAAAAGAAGGAACUUUACGAGAAAUUUUGCUUACUAGAACGAAUGCUGAAAUUCGUGCCAUUGUUGAUACAUUCAAACGAACUUAUAACAAAGAUCUCGAACAUGAAAUUAGUCAUCGUGUACGAGGCGCCGACUUUAAACGUAUGCUGAUUUCUGCUGUACAAGCUAAUCGUGAAGAACUAACUCCACAACAAAUUCAACAGGCCCGUCAAAUGGGCAUUGAAAGUGUGAUUGAUCGUAAUCGUGCCCGUCAAGAUGCAGAAGAUUUAUACAAAGCUGGCGCUGGUAAAUUUGGCACAGAUGAAAAAACAUUUAAUGCAAUAUUUGCUCGACGUAGUUAUUAUCAACUUCGUGCUACAUUUGAAGAAUAUCAAAGAAAACAUGGAAAAGAUAUUGCACAAGUUAUACGAUCGGAAUUUUCUGGCGAUGCACAAGAUGCUUAUCUGGUUCUAAUAUCAUGCAUACGUGACCGACCCACAUUUUUUGCUGAACGCAUUCAUAAAGCUGUUUCUGGCUUAGGCACAAGAGACUCAACACUUAUACGUGUUAUUGUUACACGUUCUGAAAUCGAUCUUGCACAAAUUAAACAACGAUAUCAACAUCUGUAUAAUCGUUCAUUAGCUCAAGAUGUUGGAGGUGAUACAUCAGGAGAUUACAAACGUAUUCUUUUAUCAAUCGUUAAAUAA
Molecule: messenger RNA, 1572 nt
Organism: Rotaria socialis
Lineage: Eukaryota; Metazoa; Rotifera; Eurotatoria; Philodinida; Philodinidae
Source: the annotation of a GenBank genome assembly